GCCGUGUCAACCUAACCUCAUUUAAAAGUUUAUAGCAUAUUUAGCACGGUAUCUGUUCAAAAAAAAUGGCAACAGUCGACAAAAAUAAAUUUACGGAUCUGAAAAAAUUCAUCAAAGAAGAACCAGGGAGUAUCCAAAGACUGCAAUCUAUAAAAUUACCUCGUGAUUUGAAUCUAGGGCUUCCAAAACAAACGAAAAAAGUGUUCGUGCCUAAUUUAAAUGCUGUUAGAAACAGAGAUAAACCUAAAGAAUUUAAUAACCGCAAUGACAAGAACGUCAAAAAAUUCAAGGAUCGUAAGAACACCAAAAACAACAGAGAUGCUUCUUCGAGGUUCGUUCAAUCGUCCGGAGUGUUCUCCGAAGGUAUAGGAGAAGAUGCCGUGCGUUCCAGAAGCUGGGGCGGAAGAAACGGCGAUAGUACCAAUAGCAAUAGUGCCCCUGCCAUAUCGAUGCCUACUAUUAAAAAAAACUCAUUCCAAGUGGAUAAAAAAGUCGAAGAUAGUGUGUUGACUAAAAUAACUGACUGUGAUGACGAAAGUGAUGAUGAGAAAUUGCCUUUUCAACCGAUUUCUUGGCAAAAUAAGCUACAAAAACCUACUCUAUUAGAAAUUAAGAAGGAAAUCGAUGAUAAAGAUGGUGUAACACCAUCUUUAAAGAAGCUGAAAUUGGACCCAGAUCUUGAUAACAACAAUUCAUCUUUAGCUCUAAUCAAUGAAUAUUAUAAAGAAGAUAAUUUCAAUAACGAUCAGCCAUCGAUUUCCCUAUGGGGUUUGCCCGACUCUUUCGCUGGGAAAGGCUUGAGCGAUGAUCCUAACUGCAAAAAAUUAUUCGAUUACUGCCUAGGCGAUAUGCUGGAAGGGCAAAUCGGUAAAAUAGUAUUGAGGAAGUCCGGACGUAUGGAAGUUCACAUAGGAAAUAUGAGCUACGAAUUGGAACCGGAGGCAACCGAGGCUUAUAAAGAGGAUAUAAUUUCAUUAGAAACUCAGGAAAACGAGCGCAUCAACGCAGCUAUUCUAGGAAAUAUAAAAAAUAGAUAUUUUUUAUCUCCGAAUUGGGAUAAACUACUUUUAUAACGUUCAACUGCCUUAAAUUUGUGAUGCCUAAUGGCUUGUUAAAAUAACGUUUUAUAGCUUCAAUGAUAUUGUGAUAAUACUACUUUAUACCUCCC
Molecule: messenger RNA, 1168 nt
Organism: Phyllotreta striolata
Lineage: Eukaryota; Metazoa; Arthropoda; Insecta; Coleoptera; Chrysomelidae
Source: the annotation of a GenBank genome assembly